AUGAGUUGUUUUCAGGUUGAAAGCAAUAAAAUGGCAAAAUUCCUUUCUCUGCACGUACUCUUGAUUGGUUCUGUGAUACUUUAUAUUAUUCUUGGAGCUAUUGUAUUUCAAAUGCUGGAAGGAGAACACUUAGAUGCUCUCAAAAAAGAUCACAUGGAUCGAAUAGACCAGAAUGCGAAAGAUUAUGUGAAUCGACUAUGGGAUCUAGCCAAGGAGAACAAAAAUAACUAUGGUACCGUCGAUGACUUGAUAAAAUUCGUAAAGUCAGAAACCGUUGACGAUUUCAACAAUUAUGUCGAUACAGUAUUUUAUGCUCACAGAGCUGUAAGACACGGAUACGAUGAGGUAGAUCCAGAUAUAGUGAUUUUUGAUUCUCCUACAUGGGAUUUUGCAAAUUCUGUGUUUUUCACUACUACCAUGCUGACAUCCAUCGGAUAUGGUUAUGUAGCACCCAGUACAUUUGGCGGAAGAUUAUUUGGAGUUAUCUACUGUUUGAUAGGAAUACCUCUAACUUUGGUAACAGUCGCAAACGUUGCCAAAUUUCUAUCAGAGACCAUAUUCUUCUUGCAUUAUGAACUUUGGAACAAAUGUCUCGAAUGGAAACGAAAACGAAAAGGAGAAGUAGAAGCUGAUCCAGCGCAACCAAUGUUCGGUGACGACGAAAACGAAGAAGAGAUUCUAGAUCGAGUUCGAUUAGUUCGGUUCCCUCCGUUGACAGUUUUCAUGUUUGUUUUCGUGUAUGGUUGCAUUGCUGCUUGGGUGGUACGGUAUUGGGAAACAUGGACUUAUGUCGAGAGCCUCUACUUUAUAUUUAUCAGUAUUCUAACCGUAGGUUUUGGAGAUAUCCGACCAUCUCCUGGGAAUAUUUGGGUUACAUUGGCUUUCGUCGUAGUCGGUGUGAUUCUCACUACCAUGUGUAUGGAUGUGGUUGGAAGAAUGUACUUGAAGGAAAUUCACUAUUUGGGUAGAAAAUUGAAAAGCAACAAUCCAUUCUAUCUACUGAGAGAAGCUAAAGCCAGGAGACGCCGAGCAGCAAUGGCCUCAUUACUGGCACAAUUGGCCAAAGGAAUGAUUUUCGCUCAUAAAGAUUAUAACGAAUUGGCCCGAAAGAAGUCAAAGAGAAAGAAGGAAAAGCGACGAGGGAGUCAUGUUCUACCAAAUGAGAAAUUCAUGUUCGCCCGACUACCACCAGACCCACCAAGUGAUUGUCAAGUUGUUAGUACUUCUGCGUACUCUGUCAGACUGGCCUGGGCUCCACCUUUCUCACCCGAUCCAGAUUUGACGUAUAACAUUCGAUACCGGUUGAAACACAAUGAAGACGCAAAAGUUAGAGAACUCCGAGGAAUAAAAGGAAACACAGUUGAGAUAAUGAGUGUCGAUUCUUGCUCCCUUUACGAGUUCAGAAUCACAGCUCAUAAUAAAUUUGGAGAGAGCAAGGCUGUAUACUUAGUUCAAUAUACUGAACCCCAACUGAGCCCUCAACAUAUAUUGGCAACACGUCUAAAUGCUAAUACUAUUGAACUGACAUGGGAACCACCAUAUAAAAAAUCUCACGAAGUCAAAAACUAUGUUGUGUACUUCACCGAGAAUCCAAAUGCAUCACUUUCAGAGUGGGAGAAAAUUCCAGUGAACGGAAGAAGAGUAGUCUUCCCAGAUCUACGUUUCGAUUGGUUCUACAUGUUCAGUGCCACUGCUGUUUUCAAAGAUGGACAAAGGUCUCCUCUUUCAAGGGCCCUUUUUAUAAAAACUGAUAAAAUUGAGUUCCAUAAACAUUUGGCAUUGUCUCGAAACGGCCUGAAAUCUAAACAUUACAAACUCCCACAUAACUUUGAGACUUACGCAGAAAGCGGAAUAUACUUCUGGAGAGUAUGUUUCACCUGUAAACAUAAAAUGUGCAGAAGAAAAAGUAUUUUAAGGCUUCGGAACAUGUAA
Messenger RNA from Caenorhabditis briggsae, 1932 nucleotides. It is a transcript of the gene Cbr-twk-30, whose product is annotated as Protein CBR-TWK-30. Gene Ontology annotation, molecular function: protein binding; potassium ion leak channel activity. The transcript is spliced from 14 exons. The record is from RefSeq and is a predicted model, not a curated record. Gene Ontology annotation, biological process: stabilization of membrane potential; potassium ion transmembrane transport. Gene Ontology annotation, cellular component: membrane. NCBI's taxonomy places the organism in Eukaryota, Metazoa, Nematoda, Chromadorea, Rhabditida, Rhabditidae. Bases 1 to 1932 code for a protein of 643 amino acids.